This is a messenger RNA of Osmia lignaria (orchard mason bee), 1020 nucleotides long. RefSeq lists its product as uncharacterized. The record is from RefSeq and is a predicted model, not a curated record. NCBI's taxonomy places the organism in Eukaryota, Metazoa, Arthropoda, Insecta, Hymenoptera, Megachilidae.
AAAUUUGUUUGAAAUACGUAUGUACUUUUAUAUUAUUUUACAUAAUUUUCUAAUUUUUAUCAAAAAACUUGUAGACAAAUAAUUAUUGUUUAUUUGAAACAAAAAUUAGAAAUGGCUACUAAAAAUGAAGAAUUUACAAAAAGUUCUUUCGCUUCAUUCUGUACAAGUAACAUUUAUAUUCCGCAACAGUUAAUAGAAGCAAAUGAAUUAUUAAAGUCAGUUAGUAGAAGAUUAGAAGAUUGCGCUUUGGAAUGGCAAGCAAAAAUUUCUCAUAAACAGUGGAAAAUCUUCAACUCUAAAGCAAUCGAAGGCAAUUUAUCUGAACAUUCCUUAUUAGCAAGAACAUAUUUUAGUGAAAAACAUCUCGAUGAAAUAUUUCAAUAUUUACUUACUUAUAAUAAAAUAUUCUCAGAAUAUUUAAAAACUUUUAUUGAUCUCUUACAAGGUGAAUUAUCCAAUCUAACUUCUGACAAUAUGUACAAUAUACAAACUCAAUGUAAUGCACAACAAUGCAAAAUGUUAAGCGGCGUUAAUAUAGAAACCAGUGCAUCUAUCUACAUUGAAAAAUAAAUAUCUAAAUGAAACGAGGAAAGUUCCAAAUUAUAUUAAUGAUAUAUUGACAGUUCAAAAUUCAUUUACUGAUGUAGUUUCAGCAAAAGAUAAUUUUGAUAGAAAAUUUUUAGGAUUCGAAGCUAUAUUGCAUAAAAUCACAUCUGCCCCAACUGAUGCAUCAUCAUUAUUGGUCUAAUAUAACGGUAAAUGAAGUUUUAUUAAUAUUCUUACAAUGCAGUUAAAUGAUAAAUAUAAUUGUGUACCUUAGAGAAGUACAUCUACUAAAAACAAUUUGGAAACGCCACUAUCAACUAAAGAAAUCGAACAGUUAGAAAAGUUAAAUAUUUAACUAGAUCUAGCAAAUUAUUUAAAAAACGAGAUCCGAAGAAAUCAACUCUAUUAAUUGAUAACAUGGAUGAUCGAUUAUUAUUUAAUACCCAAACACAAGACUUUAUUAAUUAAAUUUAA